Fusarium pseudograminearum CS3096 is the source of this 651-nucleotide messenger RNA. RefSeq lists its product as uncharacterized. The transcript has a single exon. Lineage: Eukaryota; Fungi; Ascomycota; Sordariomycetes; Hypocreales; Nectriaceae. Bases 1 to 651 code for a protein of 216 amino acids. The record is from RefSeq and is a predicted model, not a curated record.
AUGGGAAGAAUUGAUACAGACCUCGAACUCACGGGCCUAGCCACUCGGGCUGCUAAGCUCAACCUCGACAGUCCAGAGUCUGUCGAGAAUCCCAACAGCAUUGCUCGCUACCAAAAUUACCCCUUCGCUCGUUUUGACCACGACGAGGAUAAGCCUGAUAUCAUCGACAAGAACAGUGACGAGUAUCGCCUGCGUCUCAGCAAGCUUCUUCGCGCCCUCGACGACUCCUACGAAGAGACUUACACCAAAUACCAAGCCCGCAAGGCUGACUACAUUGCAGAGCUGGAGACAGACGAGCAGCGAAUGUGGAACCGUUACAUUCUCGACCCAGCCUACGAGAAGUCGUGUGUCGACGGUGCCAAAAUCGCUGGUUUUGACCGCAUCCACUUCCACGAUGAAUUCGUCAAGGAGUCACCCGACUACAGUGACCUGCAGGAUCUUCACAGUCAGUUGUACUACAUCGGAAGGCUGCUCCGAAUCGGGAACAUGGAGAAGGCUCGGCUGGAAGGCUCCGACCGCUUUGUUCAUCUUCGUAACGACUGGGCGGGUAUGGCCGGUUAUGAGCUUGACGAUGUCUCUGUUGACAGUCACCUUACCGACGGCUCUCAGACUUGGUCUCAUUCUACUUUUCGCAACGCCAUCUAUGAUUAG